Brugia pahangi is the source of this 213-nucleotide messenger RNA. The record is from the annotation of a GenBank genome assembly. NCBI's taxonomy places the organism in Eukaryota, Metazoa, Nematoda, Chromadorea, Rhabditida, Onchocercidae.
AUGGAGGAGGGCAUGGAUGAACAGCGUACUGAUAUUGCUACCGUCUUGUUGUAUGAUGAACGGUGUUGCACGGGAUGUUUCAUUUGUGAGGUCACCAUCAAUCUUCCAAGCAACAAUCACAGAAAGCCUAAUACACAUCUAACCCACUGGCCGACAUCUGCAAGCAACGAAGGAGCUUAUCCUUACAUGUCGCUUGCAGGGAUGCGAGUGUAA